AUGGAUUCUGAUUUGUACGACGAGUUCGGAAACUACAUAGGUCCUGAAAUAGGUUCUGAUGAUGAUGAGAAUGAAGAUGAUGUUCCACUUGCUGGAGACGGUGAUGAGGACGCCGAGGAAGGAGAUGACCAGGAGGAAAUGGAAGAUGAUGCUGAAGAAAUUCCCCAGAACCAGAUAGUUCUUCAUGAGGAUAAAAAGUAUUACGCAACGGCUGUUGAGGUGUAUGGUGAUACUGUGGAGACCAUUGUUCAAGAAGAAGAUGCACAGCCCCUCACCGAGCCUAUCAUCAAGCCUGUUAUCCAGAGGAAAUUCCAGUCCGUGGAACACAAUUUGCCUGAGACUGUGUACAACAAAGAGUAUCUGGCAGAUCUCAUGGAUUGUCCUCACAUCAUGAGAAACGUAGCCAUCGCAGGGCAUCUUCACCAUGGAAAAACAACUUUUUUGGACUGUCUUAUGGAGCAAACCCAUCCGGAGUUCUUCCGCGCAGAAGAUGCCGAUACGAGGUACACAGACACCCUCUUUAUUGAACAACAGCGUGGUUGUUCUAUCAAAGCAAUGCCAGUUACCAUCGUGAUGCAAGACACUCGUCAUAAGAGCUAUCUGUUGAAUAUUAUCGAUACUCCAGGUCACGUGAACUUCUCCGAUGAAGUGACCGCUGCUUAUCGACUUUGUGAUGGAGUAGUGAUUGUUGUGGAUGCUCAUGAAGGGGUAAUGAUGAAUACGGAACGAGUUAUUCGUCACGCUGUGCAAGAACGCUUGCCCAUUACGUUGUGUGUUAAUAAAAUUGACCGCCUUAUUCUUGAGCUAAAAAUGCCUCCGGCUGACGCUUACUACAAGCUUCGUUUGGUCAUCGAUCAAGUCAACGCUUUGCUACAGACGUUCUCAGAAGAAGAUAACACUGUCCUGUCACCUUUGCUAGAAAACGUCAUUUUCGCUUCUGGUCGAUUCAACGUUUGCUUCUCGCUCCUUUCCUUUGCUAAUAUCUAUGCUGAGCGUUAUGGAAAUAUUAAUGCAACCGAGUUUGCACGUCGUCUCUGGGGCGACAUCUAUUUCAACAAAAACACCAGAAAGUUUUCGAAGAAGCCACCAACGGCUAACACUCAAAGAACUUUUGUUGAAUUUAUUUUGGAACCUCUGUAUAAGAUCUUCAGCCAGGUUGUGGGAGAUGUGGACACAUGUUUACCACAUAUGAUGUCUGAGUUGAACAUUAAACUCACGAGAGAAGAACAGAAAAUGAACGUGCGACCUCUUAUUGCACUCAUUUGCAAACGGUUCUUCGGCGACUUCAAAUCAUUUGUGGAUCUGAUCGUGAAAAAUAUAAAAUCUCCAAUUGAAAAUGCUAAGAAUAAGGUGGAGCAUAUCUGGCUUGGCCCAGCAGACAGCAAGCUCGCAGCCGAAAUGUCAAAAUGUGACGCAAGUGGCCCGCUGAUGGUGCAUACAACCAAGAACUACCCAACAGCGGAUGCUACAUCAUUCCGAGUUCUUGGACGAGUUAUGAGCGGAACAAUCGAAAGUAAUGCAGAUGUGCGCGUACUUGGAGAAAACUACAGUAUUCAGGAUGAAGAAGAUUGUCGCCGCUUGACGGUUGGUCGACUUUGGGUCCAUGUGGCGAGGUAUCAGAUCGAAGUCUCCCGCGUUCCAGCUGGUUGUUGGGCGCUCAUUGAAGGAAUUGACCAGCCCAUUGUCAAAACUUCGACAAUUGCUGAGUUGGAAUAUGAAGAAGAUAUGUACAUUUUCCGUCCUCUCAAGUUCAACACCAAGAGUGUAGUGAAGAUGGCUAUUGAGCCAAUUAAUCCUUCCGAACUCCCUAAAAUGUUGGAUGGAUUGAGGAAGGUUAACAAGUCAUAUCCGCUGCUGACAACGCGUGUCGAAGAAUCUGGAGAACAUGUCUUGCUCGGUACAGGUGAACUGUACAUGGACAGCGUUAUGCAUGACAUGAGAAAGGUGUUCUCUGAAAUUGACAUCAAAGUCGCCGAUCCUGUGGUUACGUUCUGUGAAACAGUUGUGGAAACAUCCUCGCUAAAGUGUUUUGCUGAGACACCGAACAAAAAAAACAAAAUUACAAUGAUUUCUGAGCCUCUCGAAAAGGGUCUGGCUGAAGAUAUUGAGAACGAGGUUGUUCAAAUUGGGUGGAAUCGUCGUAGAAUAGGAGAGUUUUUCCAAACGAAAUAUGAUUGGGAUUUACUAGCAGCUCGUUCUAUAUGGGCGUUCGGUCCAGAUAUAGCGGGUCCCAACGUUCUUCUUGAUGAUACUCUUCCUUCUGAGGUUGACAAGCAACUUUUGGGUACUGUUCGAGAAUCACUUGUUCAAGGCUUCCAGUGGGCUACGCGUGAAGGGCCACUCUGUGAAGAGCCUAUUCGAAAUGUGAAAUUUAAAAUGUUGGAUGCUGUUAUUGCAAAAGAACCACUGUACAGAGGUGGUGGUCAAGUGAUUCCUACAGCGCGUCGAUGCGCCUACUCUGCAUUCUUGAUGGCCACUCCUCGUCUUAUGGAACCAUAUUUCGUCGUUGAAGUUAUUGCGCCAGCAGAUUGCGUUUCAUCAGUUUAUACAGUAUUAGCGAAACGGAGAGGACACGUAACGACUGAUGCACCGAUUCCUGGAUCUCCCAUGUACUCGAUUAAGGCGUUCAUUCCUGUAAUGGAUUCCUUUGGCUUUGAAACCGAUUUACGUACACAUACGCAAGGACAGGCGUUUUGUAUGUCCGUUUUCAACCACUGGCAGAUUGUACCCGGAGAUCCACUGGAUAAAUCUAUCGUUAUACGACCUUUAGAGUUGCAACCGACUCCUCAUCUUGCCAGAGAGUUCAUGAUCAAAACCAGACGACGAAAAGGUCUGUCCGAAGAUGUGUCGGUUAACAAAUUCUUCGACGAUCCUAUGCUUUUGGAGUUGGCGAAGCAACAGGAUGUAUUCAGUUAUUCAGGGUUCUAA
This is a messenger RNA of Necator americanus (New World hookworm), 2928 nucleotides long. RefSeq lists its product as uncharacterized. The transcript is spliced from 26 exons. The coding region runs from base 1 to 2928 and encodes 975 amino acids. Gene Ontology annotation, biological process: mRNA splicing, via spliceosome. The record is from RefSeq and is a predicted model, not a curated record. Lineage: Eukaryota; Metazoa; Nematoda; Chromadorea; Rhabditida; Ancylostomatidae. Gene Ontology annotation, molecular function: U5 snRNA binding; GTP binding; GTPase activity. Gene Ontology annotation, cellular component: U2-type catalytic step 2 spliceosome; U4/U6 x U5 tri-snRNP complex; cytosol.